Nicotiana attenuata is the source of this 3474-nucleotide messenger RNA. RefSeq lists its product as uncharacterized. The coding region runs from base 1191 to 2981 and encodes 596 amino acids. NCBI's taxonomy places the organism in Eukaryota, Viridiplantae, Streptophyta, Magnoliopsida, Solanales, Solanaceae. The transcript is spliced from 5 exons. The record is from RefSeq and is a predicted model, not a curated record.
UAUAGUCUUUCAAACUUAGACGCAGAAAACGGAGUAGUAGUAUUUGCUUCCCUUUAAUAUCUCUAUUUCUGAUCUCCUAAUAUUUCAUACGGUUACACACAUAGGCUUUUUCUUCCUCUACACGCCUCAUCAAUCGAAGAACCGACUAGUGUUUCUCUUUCUCUACAACUCUUCAAUUUCCUGUCAGUAUAAAUUUUUUCAUUUUGGAUUCUUUAAUUAUCUGAGAAUUCAUCAAUACAAUUUGACAUAAACAAGGAAAAAAGGCAUAGCAGGGACUGAAUUAGGUUCUAUAAUGGUGGUAUUUUGAUUAUUAUAUUCUUUAUUGGGGUUUCAUUUAAAUUUUUUGGGUAAUUAACUGUUCUUUGAUAGCUUAUUGUUCUGAUUUGUGGGUAGUUGGAGGACCGAGUUUUGUUGUGGACUAUGUUUUUGUGAAUGGUGUCCUAUAUUGGUCUUUUUUGCUGAUUUUGAAAUCUAGGGUUUGACUAUAUCCUUUAGUGAGUAGCACUCUAUUCCACCAAAGUGUUAUGAAUGGCAUGAGGAGUUUUUUAUAGUCUAUUUUAGUUGAAGAAGGAAGCAUUUAAAGAGGCUUGUUGUUGAUGGUUUUUGAUAAGGUGAAGAGGAGUAUAUUAUGUUCUUAAUUGAAGGCAGGCGUUGUUGUGGUUGAAUAAAGUGAUUGCUGUUUGCAGUUUGCUGUAUAUAAUGUACAGAAUGAUUAAUCCCUAGUUGAAGUGAAUAGAAUGGUGGUCUCUUUUUGAAUUAUAGGGUUCUGAACAUUUUUUAUCGACCCUAUAGACAAAGGACUUUUGUUUCUAAAGCCAAUUCAUUGAGAAACUUGGCAGGGCAAAUUGGUACUUGAAACGAAGGCUUCUCGCCCUCGAGCCGGAUUGGCUAACCUUACCCACCCUUAAGGAGGUUUUUUUUAGAUAGUGGGGUGCUUCACUUUAGUUUAGUGUGAUUGCUUACAGGAAAAUGGUUUCGUUUCUAAAGGGAAUUUGGUAAGAAUUUGGGGCUAAUGGACAGCGGAGGUUCAUGCAACUUGGUUAAGCUCUUGGGCAUUUGGUCUAACGUUUUCAAGAGAGAAACUGGCCUUCUUGGGGGCAUGUUAGUGGUUUAGGUUGGCACCGGAGGUUGAUAGUAGGAGUUGCUCUGAAGGAAAGAGAGUUGUUUUUCCUUUUAUUCUUGUUUGGUUAAUGUUCAUUAGUAGUGUUAUGGAAAGAAGUGAGCCUACAUUAGCCCCGCAAUGGUUAAGGAGUGGUAGACAUGUGACGGGCUCUGUCACUGCAUCAUCCCCGUUGCAUUCAGAUGAUCCUGCCCCAUCAAAACUUGCAAAUAGUAGAUCACUGUCAACUAAUAUGAGCAAUAACAAGUUGAGGCAUCCUGCUGCAUCAGAUCGAGCCAUCUCAUCACAUACCCGAUGGAACUCUAAUAGUAGUAGCCCUAACUUGAGAUCUUACAGUAGUUUUAGAAGCCCUCGUCAUAGGAACAUGGAUAAAGACAUUAACAAGUAUCACGAGAAAUCAACUUUAGGAAAUCAUAGGUCAAGGGACCUUCCUGAUACUUCGAGGAAUCAUCGUUGGGAAAUAUUUGAGGAGGAAGGGUUAAGACGCUCACAGUCAAUGAUUUAUGGUAGAUUUAGUGAGAAAGGGCCUAAGAAUUUGGGAAUUGCUGGUAAAAUCGACCCAACUGACAAAAAUGGCCCGCUCGCUUCAGUUAAUAGUGUGGAUAAUGGCCCGCUCGCUUCAGUUAAUAGUGUGGAUAAUGCAAUUGACAGAGGCAUCCAGCCCCUAGUAACCGAAGAACGACAAGCAUCACCUGGCUUUGGAAGAGUCCGAUCUCCUGGUUUGGGUACCAUGCCUCAGGGUUUACCGAUAGGCUCAUCAGGCACUACUGGUAAUAAGUCGGCAUCUUCUCUGGCAGAUAUUACGGUAGUGGCUGGAAACAAUAACCCUGGCCUUUCUUCCGUGAAACAAGGUGCUUCUUCUGGACUUUCUUCUCCAAUUUCUAGCAAGGCUAUUAGCAGGGGUCUUAAUAUGGCUGAAACAGUCGCUAGGGGUCCUCCUUGUGCUCAGACUACUUCCCAGUUAUCCCAUGCAAAUCAGCGACUCGAAGAGCUAGCUAUGAAGCAAUCUAGGCAAUUAAUACCAUUGAAACCGUUGGUAAGUAAGGCCUCGGUGCCAAAUCCUUCCGACAAACCAAGAGCCAAGGUUGAGCAGCUGCAGCAAACUGUCUCAUCAUCUAUUCCUGUCAAUCACAGUCUCUCAACCAAGCUUAACAUCUUUAAGCCAACAAGAGAGAAUGUCGUUUCUUAUGGUGUGAACAGUAGCUUGAGCCCAAAUGCUCACAGCAAAAGGUCAAAUACCCUUCUUACUGCUCCCGCAUCUGCUUCCACACAGAGUCUAGCAAAUAAUGCUGCUUCCUUUACCUCUGAACGCAAGCCUGUUGGGUUAAUGGUGGAAAAAAAGCUGUCAUCCCAAGCUCGGAGUCGAAAUGAUUUCUUCAAUCUUAUGAGAAAGAAAUCUAUUGCAAGCAGUUCAGCUGUCAAUGGUGCAGGGUGUGCUGUAUCACCACCUUUAGAUAAAUCUGGUGUUUCAGAAGUUUUGACUGCGCCUGGUAUCCCUCAGGAUCAAGAUACCACAUUAUCUGAUGAGAGCCCAAGGGUUGAGAAAUCAACUGAGAUUUCAGGUGAAAAUACAUGCACUGAUGACUCUUAUGAGGAGAAGAAUAGUACCGACACGAGCUUUUCAAAGUCUGAUGCAAUAUUGUGUUCGGAAGAAGAAGAGGCUGCAUUUUUGCGUUCUCUCGGCUGGGAGGAAAAUGCUGAUGAGGGCGGCCUUACCGAGGAGGAGAUCAGCACCUUCUACCGAGAUGUUACAAAGUAUAUCAAUUCGAAGCUAUCAUUUAAAGUUAUGCAAGGAGUGCAAUCAAGAUUUCUUUUGCCUCUCCACUCCGGAAUUGGUGAUGUUGGUGGCAUUUCUUCUUGAUACAGCUCAACUUGAAUGAUAUACCAAAAAGGCUAUUGAAUUUUGUUAGUACUUUAUUAGAAGUGGCAAAAUUUUCUGAUCCUUGUUUUCGUCGUUCCAUAGAUUUUGGGGUGGAGAUUGAGGGAAGCAAUGAGAAUAGAGAGUGAGGCAAUGCUUAGUGUGUCUUUUAGGGAGUGAAUAGGAAUAAUCUCGGUUGUCUAGUUCUGUGGAUGGAUUCUGAUUGGCUUUGGCACCUUCAUACUUUACGGAUUUUCGACCUUCUAGCGAUCCUGUUCAUAUAAUCUAUGAUUUUGUUGGUCCAGGUCUAUAUGUAGAGCUGUUACGGAAAGUUGGGAAAGAAUUCCCCAAGGAUUACCCUUAUGUUAGUGUUAAAAUGUUAGUAUGCUUAACUCAGGUAGAAGAAAUUAUUUUGUUAAGAAUGUACCUGUGUCAACUUUAUUGUUUAGAAAAGAUUUCUGGGAUAAAUUUAAUGUUAUUUAAGAACUAAUGUGGA